This is a messenger RNA of Triplophysa rosa, 1787 nucleotides long. RefSeq names its product interferon-induced protein with tetratricopeptide repeats 5-like. Bases 106 to 1524 code for a protein of 472 amino acids. The record is from RefSeq and is a predicted model, not a curated record. Gene Ontology annotation, cellular component: cytosol. The transcript has 3 exons. Gene Ontology annotation, molecular function: protein binding. Gene Ontology annotation, biological process: defense response to virus. NCBI's taxonomy places the organism in Eukaryota, Metazoa, Chordata, Actinopteri, Cypriniformes, Nemacheilidae.
GUUUACUUUCGUUUUCGUGACAUCGAAUGUGACGGCGCAGUGGGAGCAAAGGUCUGCACAAACUAGCCUAUUCGUCAUCGCAUUUGUAAAACGGGCAUUGAAAAUAUGGAAGCUAAACUCAGUCAGCUGGAAUGCCUUUUCACAUGGGGGGUGGAAAAAUCAGACAUAAGAGAUUUUAACAUCUUGCCAGAAAAACUCCAUGACAGGAUAAAAUUUUGCCCACAGACGUAUCAUGCCACAUAUUUCAACAUUCUGGCGUUCAUCAGCCACUUGGAUGGCAAAACAGAAAGAGCGCUGGACUAUCUUCAAAAGGCUGAGUCAGCAUUAGAAGAAGACAAAAGAAAAGAUGGCGACUACCUGGUGACAUUCUCCAGCUUUGCAUGGAUCCACUAUCACUUGCAGAACCUCGAGGAUGUGGAAAAAUACCUGAUGAAGGUGAAAAGUAUUUGCAUGGACAAAGGCUCGUCGGAUAACUCCUGCAAGCCGUCCGCAGUAGAUGGUGAGAAAGCGUGGAGCUUUCUGAGGCUUGGAGGAUCAUUUUACGAGCGAGUGAAGGAGAGUUUCCUCAAAGCUCUUGAAGCAGAACUAGACAAUGUGUCGUAUAACGUGGGCUAUGCAGUAGUGCUAUACAGAAUAGAAGGUAUGAACAAAGACAGGCAAGUUAGUACAGAAAACAGUGAAACAGUCACACAGCUCAGAAAGGCUCUUAACCUUGAUCCCACAAAUACUGAGAUUAUGGUGCUGUUGGCCCUGGAACUCCAAAGCUUAAAGCGACAAGAAGCCCAGAAGCUUAUAAAAGAAGCCCUCAGGCUGUCCCCUGACGUCCCGCAGGUGACCAGAUAUGUGGCUAAAUACUUCCGAGCAGAGGGCUCCAUUAAAGAAUCACUAGCUAUCCUUGAGAAAGCAGUAGAGUUGGCUCCAAACUCAUCUUUCCUGCAUCAUCAAAUCGGUCUUUGCCAUAAGCAGCUUCUUAUUCAGAUGUUGGGGGAGAGGAGGCCUGGAAGACGCUUUCCUGCCACUCAAAUAUCUGCUAAGGCAGCCGAAUGUAUCCAGCACUUUUCAAAGGCUGUAGAGCUAAAGCCUACCAACAUUUACGCCAAAGUGAAUUUAGCAGAAGCCUACGGUGAGAACCGACAACAAGGAGAGGCAGAGAAGAUCUUUACCAGCCUGAUAAGCGACACGUCUCUCAGUGAUUUUGAAAAGCAGCACUGCCACACCUCAUAUGGUUUGUUUUUGCUCUAUAAGAGAAAGGAUGAAGAAAAAGCAAUCGGUCAGUUCAAGAUAGCAUACAAGAUUCCCAUAGACAGCUAUGACAGAAAACAAGCUGGCAAGAAGCUCAAACAGAUUGCAGAGAAGCGUCUCAACACACAGAGCAAAGUCAAAGAAGCUUUUGAGAUUUUGGCUUUUGUAUCUGCUGAAGACAAGCAGGAGGCACAAGCGGAGAUAUAUCUCAAGAGAGCCCAACAGCACUCAGAUACUGAUGUGCUUUCAGAAACCUUUGCCAAGGGAAUGAGACUAACAUAACUGAACUGUUACUUGUAUAUAUAUUUAGCAAAAGACUUGCUAUUAUUAGUAAUGACUUACUGUAUUCAUUAUAAACAAUAUUUUACACAUGCUGUGGCUCUUGAUUUUUGUUGUUUUACAGAACAAAGCAUUUUUAUUUUGCACUUGGGCAUGUAAACAGUCUGGCACAAAGUGACUUUUUAGGCAGAAUGCAAUUAUAUCCUGAAUAAGUUGUUAAUGAAUGUAAUAUGUUAAUCAAUUUAAUUUAUAUUAAUAAAAAUAUA